Condylura cristata (star-nosed mole) is the source of this 2643-nucleotide messenger RNA. It is a transcript of the gene ADRB1, whose product is annotated as adrenoceptor beta 1. Gene Ontology annotation, cellular component: membrane. The transcript has a single exon. The coding region runs from base 93 to 1319 and encodes 408 amino acids. NCBI's taxonomy places the organism in Eukaryota, Metazoa, Chordata, Mammalia, Eulipotyphla, Talpidae. The record is from RefSeq and is a predicted model, not a curated record. Gene Ontology annotation, biological process: adenylate cyclase-activating adrenergic receptor signaling pathway; positive regulation of heart rate by epinephrine-norepinephrine; norepinephrine-epinephrine-mediated vasodilation involved in regulation of systemic arterial blood pressure. Gene Ontology annotation, molecular function: beta1-adrenergic receptor activity.
CGCGGCUGCUGGUGCCGGCGUCGCCGUCCGCCUCGUUUCUGACCCCGGCCAGCGAGAGCGCCGCGUCGCUGUCGCAGCAGUGGACGGCCGGCAUGGGCCUGCUGAUGGCGCUCAUCGUGCUGCUCAUCGUGGUGGGCAACGUGCUGGUGAUCGUGGCCAUCGCCAAGACGCCGCGGCUGCAGACGCUCACCAACCUCUUCAUCAUCUCCCUGGCCAGCGCCGACCUGGUCAUGGGACUGCUGGUGGUCCCCUUCGGGGCCACCAUCGUGGUGUGGGGCCGCUGGGAGUACGGCUCCUUCUUCUGCGAGCUCUGGACCUCCGUGGACGUGCUGUGCGUGACGGCCAGCAUCGAGACCCUGUGUGUCAUCGCCCUGGACCGCUACCUUGCCAUCACGUCGCCCUUCCGAUACCAGAGCCUCCUGACCCGCGCGCGAGCGCGAGCCCUCGUGUGCACCGUGUGGGCCAUCUCGGCCCUGGUGUCCUUCCUCCCCAUCCUCAUGCACUGGUGGCGGGCGGAGAGCGACGAGGCUAGCCGCUGCUACAACGACCCCAAGUGUUGCGAUUUCGUCACCAACCGGGCCUACGCCAUCGCCUCUUCGGUCGUGUCCUUCUACGUGCCCCUGUGCAUCAUGGCCUUCGUGUACCUGCGGGUGUUCCGCGAGGCCCAGAAGCAGGUGAAGAAGAUCGACAGCUGCGAGCGCCGCUUCCUCGGCGGCCCAGCGCGGCCGCCCUCGCCGGCGCCCUCGCCGGCGCCCUCGCCCGGGUCUCCGCGGCCGGCCGCCGCCCCUCUAGCGAAUGGGCGCUCCAGCAAGCGGCGGCCCUCGCGCCUGGUGGCCCUGCGGGAGCAGAAGGCGCUCAAGACACUGGGCAUCAUCAUGGGCGUGUUCACGCUCUGCUGGCUGCCCUUCUUCCUGGCCAACGUGGUGAAAGCCUUCCAUCGCGACCUGGUGCCAGAUCGCCUCUUCGUCUUCUUCAACUGGCUGGGCUACGCCAACUCGGCCUUCAACCCCAUCAUCUACUGCCGCAGCCCCGACUUUCGCAAGGCCUUCCAGCGUCUGCUCUGCUGCGCUCGCCGGGCGGCUUGCAGGAGCCGCGCGACCCCCGGCGACCGGUCGCGCGCCUCGGGCCGCCCGGCCGUGGCCGGGCCGCCGCCGUCGCCCGGAGCCCCUUCGGACGACGACGACGACGACGACGUCGGGGCCGCGCCCCCCGCGCGCCUGCUGGAGCCCUGGGCCGGCUGCAACGGCGGGACGGCGGACAGCGACUCGAGCCUGGACGAGCCCAGCCGCGCUGGCUGCUCCUCCGAAUCCAAGGUCUAGCGCCGGUGCCGCCACCCACCUGUCCACCUCCCUGGCCGGGACUCGCCUCUGCGCCCCGGGAGGGAGGAAGAAAGCCCGCUUCCAGGGGAAGGAGAUCUGUGUUUACUCAAGAGGGAAAGCAGGUGAACUCGAAACCCACAAACCUCGUCCGAUUCAUCCGAGACAGAAGCCAGCGCAGUUGCACAGACAGGAAAGUUUGGGGAGGGGUGGGCGAGUGGCUUACUGGUUUUUCUUGGAUUCUUUUUUCUGUUUGUGGUUCGGCUUUCUCUUGUGUGUCGUGUUAUACAUCUUUGGAAUUUUUUUUUCCGGUGGUUUUGACCCUUUCUGCAAGGACCAGGGAGGGAAUAGGAGAAGCAGGAGGGAAGAGCAGUCCAUUCGCUUGGCUUCCAUCCCACCCCGGGAUGUAGUGCUGGAGAGAGGAGGGGGCAGGGGUGACAGUUUGUCAGGACAUGUUUCCUUUUGCUUUUCAGAGAGAUUUUAGUGUAAGUGCAGAGUAGUGAUUGCUCCUGUUCUUAAAACAAAGCGAAAGGAUGAAUGCAGGAAUCACAUGUGGGGGAAUAUUAAGCUCUUCUCUGCACGAGCCUCACCUUGCCUUCCUUUUCUAGGGCGAAUCUGCUGUCCCGUGCGCCUCCAGGGUCAGGCCGAGGGGGUUUCUACCUCACUUUGUGCACAUUGCACAGCAAGAUAGAAGACUUGUUUAUAUUAAACAGCGUAUUUGUGUCUCAAUAUUAGCUGGAAGGACCAGAGUCUCUGUACCUUGUGACUGUCCGUUGAAGAUAGGACAGAAAAGGAAAAAAAAGAAAGAAAACAGUUCAGAUUACUGCACAUGUGGGUCAAAACAAACAAUAAAAAUACAGAAAAUGAGUGGGUUAAAAUGCCAUUUUUGCACAGUGUUAGGAAUUGUAAAGUCCACAGAAGAUAUUACUUAUAUAAAAAGAAAUUACAUAUUUUUAAUGGGGGAGGGAAUCUUAAAAAGUAAAAUAAAAUUCCAACUUUACUUCUGCUGUCUGUUAUGUUAUUGAGCUAAUGAUUUAUUGGAAAGCUAUCUUUUAUACUCUCUUUUAUCAUGGUACUGUAAUCGUAUCCAUAUUACACAUAUAACUAUCUUCAGAAUUUUUUUUUAUUAUUUUUGUAUGUCCAAGUGCCCAUGUGAAUCUGGUCAAAUUUAGCACUUGUGUGUAAACUCUACUUCCUCGAGUGUUUUACCAAGUAUUUAUACUCUGGUGCGACUAACUACUGUGUGAGGAAUUGGUCCAUGUGCAAUAAAAUACCAAUGAAGCACAAGCAACAUUAAGUACUGUGUGUCUGUACGUGGUCAGCAUGA